AAAGGGAUAAAUAGAGAUUAAAUAUGCAUGAAUCAUUGAAGAAACGACCAAUAAGAUAUUUGACGGAGGCAGAACGGAGUCGUCUGGAGGAAUUUAUUGAAAAUAUUCAUUAUUCAACAAGAUAUUCAGAUGACACACAUGAAUAUAGACAUGUUAUUUUACCAAAACCCAUGUUGAAAGCAAUUCCUAAAGAUUAUUUUAAUCAGGAGACAGGAACAUUGAAAAUUUUGCAUGAAGAAGAAUGGAGAGGGCUUGGUAUUACACAGAGUCUUGGGUGGCAACAUUAUGAAAUCCACGUUCCCGAACCACAUAUUUUGUUAUUUAAGAGGAAAUAUGAUCAACAAGGAAAACAUGCACAACAAGUAACAUAA
Pneumocystis murina B123 is the source of this 371-nucleotide messenger RNA. Its product is annotated as cyclin-dependent kinase regulatory subunit. The transcript is spliced from 5 exons. Gene Ontology annotation, molecular function: protein kinase binding; ubiquitin binding; cyclin-dependent protein serine/threonine kinase activator activity. Gene Ontology annotation, biological process: regulation of mitotic cell cycle. The record is from RefSeq and is a predicted model, not a curated record. Bases 24 to 371 code for a protein of 115 amino acids. NCBI's taxonomy places the organism in Eukaryota, Fungi, Ascomycota, Pneumocystomycetes, Pneumocystales, Pneumocystaceae. Gene Ontology annotation, cellular component: cyclin-dependent protein kinase holoenzyme complex; SCF ubiquitin ligase complex.